Phascolarctos cinereus (koala) is the source of this 8907-nucleotide messenger RNA. Its product is annotated as actin-binding protein WASF3-like. Gene Ontology annotation, cellular component: lamellipodium; cytoskeleton; SCAR complex. Lineage: Eukaryota; Metazoa; Chordata; Mammalia; Diprotodontia; Phascolarctidae. The record is from RefSeq and is a predicted model, not a curated record. Gene Ontology annotation, molecular function: actin binding; protein kinase A regulatory subunit binding; Arp2/3 complex binding. Gene Ontology annotation, biological process: actin cytoskeleton organization; positive regulation of Arp2/3 complex-mediated actin nucleation.
AUGAAGGCUGAGGCCAAGAUGCCUGUCGGAGACUUUCUGCAUCAUACUGUGAAAGGAUCCUUACGUCCUAGAACAAGAACAGGAAGGGGCCUCCGAGGUCACCUCAUGCGCCCCCCUCAACUUACACAAGAGGAAAGUGGAGCCCAGAGCAGGGAGUAUGACGUCUCCGAGGUCACUCAGAUACUUUGGCACCAUGGAGCGCUGCUUCUUUCUCGAUGCCCUCCAUGCAGGUCCCUUGCCACUCUAAAUCCUGUGCUCCUCGGCUCCGCAGUGUCCCUGCAGGAUAUCAACAUGAGGAAGGCUUUCCGGAGCUCCACAAUCCAGAAUCAGCAGGUGGUAUCACGUAACUCCAUCCCCAACCCUGUGAUGGAGAUGUACCAGCGGUGUGACAAGCCCCCGCCUCUCAACAUCCUCACGGCCUACAGAGAUGACAAGAAAGAUGGCCUUAAAUUCUAUACUGACCCAUCAUAUUUCUUCAACUUGUGGAAAGAGAAAAUGCUUCAGGCCACUGAGGAUAAGAGGAAGGAGAAACGAAGGCAGAAGGAACAGCGACUGGUGGAGGACUCCACCAGGGAGGUGAAGAAAGUGCGAAAGGCACGGAAUCGGCGGAUGGAGUGGAGCAUGAUGGCAUAUGACAAAGAGUUCCGACCCGACAACAGGUUCUCACCAUCUCCGUAUCACAUGGCCUCCUCGGAAGGAUCGCUCUCUCCAGAUAAUAGGUCUUAUGCAUCAGACAUCGGUGAUCACUCCUACCCAGCCAGCCCCAACCAUCCAGCCCAGCAGGUGUUGGCACCCACUCCUCAUCUGCCCAUGGAACACAAGGAGAUCAUCCUGGCCCCCAGCCAGCUCCCGGAGCUGACCUACCGGCCCACAGCCCCAGGCAGUCGGCAGAACAGCCUUGGCCGAGUCCAACAGCCUAAUGUGCCGCAGCCUCCAGAUCCGAUACUGAAUGGCCCCAGGCCUCAGCUGAUGAAGGACUAUGGGUCCCAGCCAGUGCCCAUGGCCGAUUUCUUUGUACCACCUGCCCCACCACCCCCACCUCCAGUGAUCCCCUCGGCCCAGACGGCUUUCGACAGCCCCAUCUCUGCCCCGCCUGCUCUUGCACCUGCCGCCACUGCCACCCUGGCCCAUCCUGCCUACACACCCUCCCCACCCCCAGCCCCACCCUGCCCAUACUCUGUAUCUCCCCCGCAGACUGGCCCCAUGGGCCCUCCUGCAGCUCCUCCUCCACCCCCGCCUGGCCCCCCAAUGGCCACGGCCUCCCCGGCCCACUCAGCCUCCCCGGGUGCUGUACUAUCUGAACCACGGAAACCUCAGAUCCCGUUGAUACCGAUGAGUGAUGCCAGAAGUGAUCUUCUUGCUGCCAUUCGGAGGGGUAUCCAGCUGCGGAAGGUGCAGGAGCAAUGGGAACAGGAGGCCAAGAAGGAGCCCGUGGGCAAUGACGUGGCCACCAUUCUCUCCCGGCGCAUUGCAGUGGAGUACAGCGAGUCGGAUGAUGACUCCGAGCUGGAUGAGAAUGAGUGGUCAGACUAAGGGGACGCUGGGCCGGGCCGGGCUGGGCCGAGCCACGCCAGGCGGGCCACUGAGCGUUCUAGUGCGGCUCCCUCCCUCUACCCUCUUGCCUCCCCCCUAGCCAGCCCUGCCCUGCUCUGCCCUGCCCCCACCCUGAGUUCCCUCCCAACAAAGGUUCCCUUCCUGCCCGCCCUCCCCCCCGUCCCCCACCCGCACCCCUACCCCUGCCUGGGCUUCUGCUCCAGUAUGGGGGUAGGCAGCAGGGGUGGGGAGUGGGGGGAGGAGAGCUUUUGAAAAAUAGAUUUUCAUCUCUUUGGGCUGAUUUAGAUAUGGUCCUAUGUGUAGGCAGGGAAAUGAAUUAGAUGGCUGCUUAAGAUUCCCUUCAGCUCAUGGCUUUUUGGAGAAGGGGGCAGCUCAGCUUGGCAUGUUUGAGCUAAUGGGAGAAGGCAUUUUCUCACCCUGGCACCCCAUCUCCAGCUCUCCCCACAGUUCUGUGGAGAAACUUCUUGUCCAGAGAGGCCUGUUGGGCCCAGCUGUUUAUGGAAACAGCUUCUGCCUGGGAGCACAGGGUACUUCUCCAGAGAGUAGCAUGUGUGACGUGGUCCUUGUGUUCUGAGCCCUCGGGGGUCACCAGGGUCCUUUCUGCACAGCCCUGGGAAUGAAGAGAUGUCCCCAGGCAGGCACCAAGCAGACAUCAGAGAGCAUGCCACCUUGCUUAUGCCCAAGGAGGCAGGUGUGGUGUAGGGGGGAAGGACGUCGGAGUAGAGGCUUAUGUAUGUCCACAGGUAGUCAGCCUGUUGGCUGACUUGGAAACGACAGGACCUGUGUUCAAAUCCCUGUUCUGACACUUCCUAGUUGGGCAGUCUAGUCAAAAUUCCUUCCCUUCUUUGGACUUCAGUCUUAUCAUCUGUAAAAUUAGGGGUUUGGAUCAGAUGACUUGGUCACUUCUAAGUCAAGGCCUAGGCUUCUAUGGAUGGAUUCUUUACUUAGUAGGUCAUCCUUUUGGGGGGGGGGGAGGGAGAACUGAGUAAUUAGAUUUUGUCUGUGUAGGGAACUCCCAGUGUGUAAAUUCUGUCCCCUGAGGCAGAGUGGCACCUCAUCUGUAACUUCCAGUUUGAGAGAAUUGCCCAAAGCACUGAGAGCGGCCUGGACGUGGCAGAGACAGGACCUGAUAUGCCUUGUCCAUAACCAAGGCCAGAGGUAGGAAUGCAGAGUGUAACUGGGAAAAGAGUCGCCGUGGAGGCUUAUACUGCCAAGGGUGCCUGCUGCCUGGGCCUCCCAGAGGGGAAGAUGGCAGCCUUCAGUGGGUCUGGGCAGUGUCUGUUGAUGGCCACCUUAGGGCUGGCUCCUACCCUCUGGGUGCUGCUGUCUAGUCCCUGUGGUAGCCCAGUACAGCCAGAGAACAGAGGCCCCAGGAAGGAGGGCGGCUGAGAGCCCCGCCCUUCUCAGGCCUGGCCACUUCAGUUCCAGUCAGCAAGUGUCUAGGAAGCACCAGCCAUGUACCUACCACACACUGCCCUAAGCCCUGAGGAGACAGAUAGAAGAGUGAGACGGUCCCUGCCCACAAAGAGCUUCAGUUCCAUUAGGGGAGGGCUAUAACAUACACAGAUAAGUUAAUACAGAGUAAUUGGGGAGCAAAGAGGGAGCACUUGCAAAUGGGAGGGGGGGCAGGAAAGACUUCCUGUAGGCUGCAGCACCUGAUCUGAGCCUGGAAGGAAGCUACGGGUUCGAAAGAGGUGGAGGUGAGGAGCGAGGGUGUUCCAGAUAUGGAGGGAGCACAGAAAGAGGACCGAGGAGGCCAGUCUGGCCCGUCAGAUUGUCUUCUGGGAUCCUCACUUGAAGAAGGCCAUUGGCCAUUCAUUGGCCAGCUGAAGCUGUCCUGAGGGGAGCACCAGGAGGGCAGAGGAACCAAGGCUGGUGAGACUGGAGCAGUGGGGGCGGGGGGAGUGACAGAGGCAGCUUGUAGAAUGGGUGGGACUGGCCUUAGGAUGAGCCGGCAAGGCGGGGAGGGUGCUGUAUCUAUCUGGCUGUCCUAGGAGUCCCCGCCUCCCACACACAUACACGCUUCCCCAGAGAUACCUGGAAAGAGCUUGGGGGAGCCCUUUCUCGGCCUUUCCCUCUGGCCUCUGGCCAUCCAGGACUAGGAUGGGGCUGGGAUGCUCUCAGUGGCUCUGUAGGCAUAGGCUCAUGGCAUGUGGGGCUGCAAGGGCCUUAGAGAUCACUUCGUGCAAGCUUAGAGAGAGGAGGUAACUUGACCAAUGUACCACAUGUAAUAAAUAGCAGAGACAGGAUGAAGAUAAGGUCCCCUUGCUCCAAACUGAGUGCUCUGUCUGCUGUACGUGUCUGCCUGAGAGAGGGAGCCAGCCAACACUCCCCACCUCUUAGCAGCACAUGGGCCUAGUCAUAUCAUGACCGCUGAGUGGCCAUGUGCCCAAGUGUGAGUGUGAGAUGUUUCCUCUGUGUCCCCAAGAGUGUCAGGAUUGGGCUUUUCAGGGACUAUGAGGCCAAGAUCAUUUGAAUCAGACCAGGCUAGGUUUGGGGAGUGCUUUCGUUUCUGCUUAUAAAAAUCGAGUCUCCAGAAUGGAAGGGAGCACCAGGCCCACCCAGCCCCUAAGCCACAAUCCCCUUGCUAACAUCCCCACAGGGGAUGCCAAUGUCUGCCCUCCAGUGACAGGGAACUCCGUAAGGCGGGUUCCACUUUGGGACAACUCUAAUUGUUAGGAAAUGUUUCCUUCUGUGGAGUAGGUGGGGGAGGAGCAGGGGAAUGGCAGCAUCCAGAAGACCUGAGUUCAAAUUCCACUUCCUAGCUGUGGGGCCCUGAGGACUCCCCCUCUGGAGCCUCAGUUACCUCCAUUGUGAAACGAGGGGGUUACACUUGAUGGCCUCAAAGGCCCUUCCAGCUGGAAAUCUCUGCUCCUGUAAUGUCCUUUCACUGUCUCCUGGCCUGGCUUGGAGCAUGGGACCUUAACAAGCAGAGUAACCUCUCUACACCUCAGUUUCCUCAUGUAUCAUUUGAUGUUUUGCCUGGCAGGACCCUUUAGGCCACUGCUAUCCCUGCUAGGCCCUGCUAACUCUGAGAGGAUGAGAAAGUGCCCUUCUCCCCCUCCCUACACCUCCCCCCAUCUUUAUCUCCUCCCAUCAUCCCGCAAGCAUGUACUAUGGCUCCUAAGCCUGCAGACAGAGUUCUCUCAGAACAUGUCCCAGAGUCCCCCAAGCCUGCUGUGCUUCGUGCAGACAAGUAUGGCUGGUGGCCGGUCCCCACUACUGCUUGGGCUUAAGCAGGCCAUGUAGCCAUUCCCCAAGCUGGGGUGUUUGGGCUCCUGGGUGCUCAAAGCCAACAGAGACUUAGAUGUACUUUCGAGCUGGAAUGACCCCAAGCCUCCAGCCCAGGCUACAGCAGUGGCCUGGCCAGCCCCUGAGGACAUGGGAACCCACACUUUGGGAAUAAAGGGGCUUCAAUGGAGGUAGCUGCCCAGCCCCCGAUGCCCCCAAUGCCUGAUGGCCCAGAAAGGCCGUAGAGGAGCUGCAGUUGACUCUCUCACAGCCUGGGGGGCCCUCAGCCCAGGAUCAGUUGGGAACUUGCAAUGAACACCUUGGCCAGAAGAAAUGGGCAGCUAAAAGAGCCAGGAUCCCAGCCUGCCCCACCAUGGGACCACAGUCCUCAUGUUUUUCUUUUCCCAAACACCCCCAAUCUACUUUUUGUAAGCUACUUCCUUAUCGCUUUUAGAAAUGAAUGUUCAAAGUUUGUUGCACAGAGAAUGGGUAGAGAGAAUUAGCUAGGUUCCCAGUUCCUCCUCCCUCCCCCAUGGAUGGUUUGACGGAAAUGGGCACCCUACAGACCCCAGAGUGUACCCGAAUCAAAGGCAAUGAUGGAGCUGUCUGUCAGGGACCUUAGAGCACAGAACAUAAGACUGCGAGAGCUGGGAGGAACCUUAGAACAUAGAAUAUAAAGGAUGUAAUGGAGCCUAGGAUAUAGAAUGUCAAUACUGGAAGUGACCUUAGAACACAGAAUGUCAAAGGUACCAUAGGACAUGGAGUGUCAAAGCUGGGAAGGACCUUAGAACAUGGAAUUUCUGAAGGGGAAGGAACCUUAGAACAAAUAACGUCAAGGCCAGGAGGGGCCUUAGAACCCAGAAUGUCAGAACUCUCAGAACAAGGCCUCCAGAAAUGGGACUGAGGGUCUGGGCCUAAAGCAGGGGUGUGAGCACCAGGAGGAAGAUGAAGAGUCUCAAAGGGGAAGCCAGAGUCUCACAGAAUCUUGGUACCUCAGAGAUCUCUGUCUGCGCAGGACCCCUUCCUGCCAGGAUACUUCCUCUGCUCCCCCAGUGUCUAGCUAUCAUCUGAACCUCAGAGUACCAGGGCUUGGGCCCAGCCUUCCUUUUGAGCAUCUGGUCAGAGUCCCAGCAUCCCUCCCAUACUUAGCACUCUAGCAGAAGUUGGGGUCAUCCAUUCUCCAAGGCCAGAUGCUAACAGAUGACUGCCUUGUAGGCCAGCCUCCCACACCCCCAGGAGCUGAGCCUAACUGCACUGUCCAAGCCAGGAAACUGAUGCUGCCAAGACAGAGAGGGCAAAACGGAAGUGUGGCAGUGUCUUGGCCUACAGAUAAAGGCUUUGGGCAUAGGUGCAUAUGGGCAGCACCAUGGAAAGCUAACCGAGCUCUGUGACCUUGGGCGAGUCACUUCCUGUCCUUGGGCUUGCAGCUCUUCUCUGAUGGCCCCUCUAGCUCUAAAUUCUGCCUCUUCCUCCUACCCCCAGUCCCUUUUGCUGCUUUGCAUGAGCUUGGCCUCAUAUUUGUACUUCUUUAUCUUCAUGUGGCCUCCUCAGGCUUGCUGGUGGGGAGCAGGAGUGGUGCUUCGAAAGACCCAAACUUUGCUAUUGACAACUAUCACGCCUCCUGUUGUGUGAGUUGGGCCUCUCUUGGCUCUGACACAUGUGGAAAAAAAAUGGAAUUCAGGUUAGAGCCAGCCUCUCCAUCCCAGGAAGGAAGGGGGUGGUGUUUCCCUGCCCAGACUGGUAUGGCUCUAGGGGCACUGAGCGUCUUGUCAGCUACUAAAUUGUUUUUGGACAAGUAGACAACUUACACGUAUAUCAUUCAGGUCUGCUCCACCCAUAUUCAAGAAGAACAGCCUUCUGGGACCCCUAGAUAAGUGAGCAACUGUUCCACUCUCCCCACUCUCUCUCCCAUGCCUGGUGUGCAUGAAAGAAGUCUAAAGUACAGGGAGGGUGGGCAUGACUGGCUUCAGGCUGAAGCAGUGGCUCAGAGAAGGCUUCCUGGACACCAGAGCUGGGCCUUGAGGACCAGCCCCCCAAAUUCCCCAAGCAGUGACAUGAGGGCAGCCUCUCUGGCCAGACUGGGCUUUGUGCGCCCAGUGGAUUUGCCCGUGCAUCUGCUUGGGUGGCCCCCUCCCUUGGGAUGGAUCCUGAUUCCAUGGUUUCCAUCUCUCUCCCUGGCACAGGGAAUUGAACCAUCCAUGUCUCCUGCCUGUGGACUUUGGCCAUGUCCCUUCACCUCCCUGUGACACAUUUUCUUCAUCUGUAAAUGAGGGUGUGGAACUAGGUGAUGUCUCUACAGCUCAUGAUCCCUUGCAAAGCCACCUGACCCAUUCAAAUUACUUGGGAUCUGUGGUCUAAAAGGCAGGAAAAAAACAACCAAUCCAGCUGUUUUUUCACUAGGCCAUCUCCAUCUGCUCAAUCUUACUGAUCCUUCAAGCCAUGUUGGCCAAGAAACUGUCCCCUUCACCCUCACAGCCAACCAGCUAGAAGUGAUCUCAUAGCACUUGAUUCUCACCUAUGUACACAGCGUACUCUAACUUGUAUUAGUUAUCUGUGUUUUGUCUUGCCCCUUCCAACUAGAAUGGGAGCUCCUUGAAGGCAGGGCACCUGAAGCACCCAGCACAAAGCUUUUCGCUUAGAAGGUGCUAUAAAGGUGAGUGGGAGAAAGGAGGUAAGUCUGACUAGGAGUGACAAUGUGAGAACGUGAAAGGGUCAGAAUUGUUCUGUUGAGAGCAGCCAAGGUUAGUUUCUGAGCAGUAGCUUGGUACGGAGUGGGAAGAGGGAGAGGGUAGAGUUGAGCCUUGGCCUCAGAGCAGUCUAAAGGACUUUAGAAGUCACCUAGUCCUUUUACCCUUUCAUGUUACAGUUCAGAAAACUGAGCAGAGCCCAAGGGCACUGUGGGAGUGACGGACCUAGGUUCCCAUUUGCCUGGCACUUUCACAGCUUCCUGCUAAUCUUAUCCUCACCAGGGGCACACUGGGAAGCCCUCCGAGCUCCAUUUUUACAGAGGAGAACUCAGGUCCAGAGCGGAAAGUGCCACAGUAACCCAAGUUGGCAACAAGGGCAGUGGCAGGAAUGUAGGGUCCCGGCCCUUUAUUCAGGGUUCUUUCUGGGCUCCACUGAAUGCAUGUGAUCUUACACACACACACACAUACACACACACACAAUCACAUCUCUGGAUGGAUUGGGCCAUGGCUAUGGCCUGGAGCUGGCAAGUGGUGAAGAACCCCUUUUGACCUGUGGGAGGGUGGCUCAAAAGGCUAUCAGAGCUUUGGAGAGGGAAGUAAGCUUAGCAGCAGUUGGUGAGAAGAGAUCCUUCAAACCCCCUCCCCCCAUUCCCACUCCACCAGGCCCUCCACCACCUCCUAUUAAAACCAGUCUUUCCUUCCCCCUGCCCCCCCCAAAAAAAAAUCUCCUUUCCUUCCGUGGAGACUUUCCAAGCUGGCUUGGCCUACAGGUAGGAAAGAGUGGUGGUACUGUCCCCCUGCAGUUCUGUGGAAGCCCUCACUUCUCCUGAAUUCCCCCUGCUCUCUCUAUGCACCAAGACUGAGAGGACAUGUACCCGCACCCUCCCAGCCAGACCUGGGCACCGGCACAUUGGUGCCUCCUGCCUGCCUCGAAGGUUCCACUUUCUGAGAGUGGUGAGUCCAGGCUGGCCUUGGUUUCAGUCGGGGUGGCUGCCUGUCCAGAGAGAACCCCGUGGGCUUCAAACUUGUGAAUUUGCACACGCUUCAAGCUAUUUGAUGAUUGAUCCGCAUUAUUCUCAAGCUAAUGUUUAAAAAGCCAUCCCGCAUCAGGCGGGAUCGAAGCCCUUUGCAUUUAGUCAAUAGAUGUUGCUGCCUGUAUCUACCCACUGUGCGCAGUUUGCUCAGUGUGAGCAAGUGUGUCUUACCCAGUGUUGUGGGUUCUGCUUGCCUUGAUGUGGACCCCAGAAGGUACCAGCUGAAUGGUUGCUAAGCAAGCUCCCCUCAGUGAGAGGGAAGAGAGCAGCUUUUCAAGACCUGUGUGUGAACUACAUUUGUGAGCAACAUAUAUCCGACCUAAUCUCCCAAACUGCUGACACUUUAUGCAUGUGGUAAUAAAAAGACCAAUAAAGAUUGGCUUUGUGUGGGCCUCUGCCAA